This is a messenger RNA of Bursaphelenchus okinawaensis, 1773 nucleotides long. Lineage: Eukaryota; Metazoa; Nematoda; Chromadorea; Rhabditida; Aphelenchoididae. The record is from the annotation of a GenBank genome assembly.
AUGACCGACUGGCCGUUAGCUAUAGCCGAGAGUUUUCACUCGUUCAUAACCGACCCCAAUGUGUCAGACCCCUUAACACUACUCAACCAGUUGAAAGUCAAGGUUUGUCAUUGUAGUACCUAAUUUGUUUGGAUGUUUUAUUUUAAUUUUCAAUGUCAUUUACAUUGUUUUAGUCGUCUUUACUGUCCACAGACUUGUUGGACCUGUACUUUCCUAUGCAACCGACGUUGAUGACCGUCUUGAUAAUCUACUUCAUCCUUUUCGUUUUUCUCACAAUAGCAGUUUUUGGUACCGCGUUUUAUGUCAUUUCAAAACGCACAAAAGAUCGAUUAUAUGAUGUGACAGUAAGAUUCCUUUACUUAUUUUUAAUAUUUGUUUAAAUUGGAAUUACUUUAUAAGUAUUGUCUUAUCUUAUAUGCUGGUUAUCUAAUUAGUUAUUUUAAGAAGAAGUACGCCAGCGAAUCUCAAGUCAGCUCCAAUGUGAUAGUAUUAGGAGUAUCAUGGGUCGUUUUGUUGAUCACCACCGUAUAUGUGGUCGCAUUCACGGCUUCCAUGGCCAACAACUACAUGAACUCAGGAGAAUUGGCCGUUUUCAAAGAAAACAACGUAAGUUACUUCAAAAGAAACAAUCACCUAAACUUAUACAUCCUUUGACUGAUAAAAUAUUGUUUUAAUCAAUUGUAUUAACUGUAGACCACGACGAGCGACAAAUUUGUUGAAAUCUCAUUGAACUCCAUCUCAAUCAUCAACCGCAAACUGCGUCAGCUCAACAAGUUUGGAGAGACCGACAUCCUGAACAAGUACAACAACUUGAGAGAGAUGGGCUACGAGUACAAAGUGAUGGAACCCCCUCUCGGCUUCUUCUUGCAAACAAUUGUUAUUGGAGCGAUUGCCUUCUGUUCUCCGUUGUUUCUGAUCUUGACCAUGAUCUUGAUGAUUGUGUGGGCGAAAGACAUCUUCAGAACUACAUCUCAGUCGUCUUCCAACAUCAUGUGGUUCAAACGAGCUUCUAAAGUAAUCUCGGUAGCUCUUACCUUAUUCGCCUUGUUCUCUAUCUUCUUCUCCAUCGUGUUGAUGGUUUACAGUCAGGUCCACAGAAUUAUCUGCCCGUACGCCCAGCUUCAAGUAAGUCGGACACCAAUGCCUAACGUUAUGAUAAUAGCUUGCUCUAAAUAAGCUGUAUAGUAUAUUCUUAUUUAUAUUAUUUAAUAUUUUUAGCUCCAAAACGCUGAUAUCGAAGAGUACGUUAACAGCAACUUCGCCUUCUUUGAUCCACAGAAUCUGAUGUACUUCUUGAACGACCUGGCCUCGGAAAGAGCGGAGAUUAACGACUCCAACUGUAAAACAUUCAUCAGACCAAUGGAGGUAUGAUCUUGCUAAAAAAUUCUGGUUUCUUUAUUAAAAAAUGACAAAACGCCAGAUUGUUUAGAGUCAAGUCUGCCUCUCUUCUUUUGAAAGAGGCUUGACCAUCCUUGAAAUGUGAUAACAAAUGCAGAUUUUAUAAUGCGCAUGCACCAAAUGCAACCAUUAAUAAUUGUUAAAAUUAUAUUUCAUAUAUAGGUCGUUUUAAUAAAAACAUCUUUGUAGGGAUUAUGGUUCUGUUCUGGUGUAAUUGGGUUUGUCUCCGUACUAAUGGGAGUAAUGUUGUGGAAGAUGUUCAAUCAGCUUGGCCAAGGGCGGCCGAAGAUCCACAUGUCGCAGAAAGAAACGUUUGGAACGUUGACUAAGAAGCCGUUAACCUCAGUCUUCUCCCCCAUGGCUACCUUUAGAUAA